CCCAGAUCGAGCUAGAGAUCGGUUUCUGCGUGUCGGCGACCUGUCUAGGGUCUGUAAGGUCUACAAAUCUCGAGUUCUCCAAACCUCCGGGGUCUCCCUUCAGGUUCCCGUUUUAUUCUGUAUGGAUUCUGCAGGCGGUGGAAUGUCUUGGUCCGGCCUUCUCCGUGGCCUUAGCAUGUCCCUAAAUUAUGGCCUAGCCCUGGCCCCCCGGCCUUGGUCCAUGCGUCCUAUGGCCACCCUGAACCAGCUACACCGUCGGGGCCCCCCGAAGUUUCCGCCUUCGAAACCAGGCCCAACGGAGGGCCGGCCACAGCUGAAGGGCGUGGUCCUGCGCACCUUUAUCCGCAAGCCCAAGAAGCCCAACUCAGCCAACCGCAAGUGUUGCCGCGUGAGGCUCAGCACUGGCCGGGAGGCCGUCUGCUUCAUCCCCGGAGAGGGCCACAACCUGCAGGAGCACCAUGUGGUCCUCGUACAGGGUGGCCGCACGCAGGACCUGCCGGGUGUCAAGCUCAAGGUUGUGCGUGGCAAGUAUGACUGUGGCCACGUGCAGAAGAAGAAGUGACUGUGGGGGACCCGGUGGGUGGAUCAUCACGCAGGAGAACUUUCUUUCCCUUGGUGCACCUGCAGUGCCCUCAGGAAGCAAGUCCAGCUCUAGAAGUAGCUGGUCUGGGUUCAAAGCCCAGACCAGUGGACCCUUAACCCAUAGAGGUCCUGGGUGCCCCUCUCCCAACACCCUUGGCUUCCAUGCUGGCUCCAGCAACCUCUUCUGCUGAGACAAGACUCUGUACUGCCAUCUACUGGGGAGGGGUUGCAAUAAAGACCCCAGCCCCCAAGGUUUGUGACCUGAACCCUCUUGUGUGGUAUUCACCCUCUUUGUGGUCUUGGCAACUGGACAUCCCCCCUGGCCUCAAUUUCCUUCACCAGAAAAAAAAUAACUCCACUCACAGUAUCCCCUCUGUUGGAUUUGGUGACGAUUAAACCAGAUGCUUUUACGUGUAUAAUA
Molecule: messenger RNA, 1003 nt
Organism: Capra hircus (goat)
Lineage: Eukaryota; Metazoa; Chordata; Mammalia; Artiodactyla; Bovidae
Gene: MRPS12
Product: mitochondrial ribosomal protein S12
Exons: 3
Coding region: 122-562 (146 amino acids)
Biological process (GO): translation
Cellular component (GO): small ribosomal subunit; ribosome
Molecular function (GO): structural constituent of ribosome
Source: RefSeq, a predicted model, not a curated record